Messenger RNA from Molossus molossus (Pallas's mastiff bat), 2516 nucleotides. RefSeq names its product solute carrier family 17 member 6 (gene SLC17A6). The coding region runs from base 324 to 2072 and encodes 582 amino acids. The record is from RefSeq and is a predicted model, not a curated record. Gene Ontology annotation, biological process: regulation of synapse structure or activity; monoatomic anion transport; transmembrane transport. The transcript has 12 exons. Gene Ontology annotation, molecular function: L-glutamate transmembrane transporter activity; neurotransmitter transmembrane transporter activity. Gene Ontology annotation, cellular component: synaptic vesicle membrane; excitatory synapse. NCBI's taxonomy places the organism in Eukaryota, Metazoa, Chordata, Mammalia, Chiroptera, Molossidae.
UCAUCGGCACCCGCCCAAAUACCAUGGCACUGCGUGCGCCCUUUGCCACCGGAACCUCCCCUUCCAAUGAGACUUUCUGAUUGUGCCUACCAACUCUCCUAUUAGGAAACCCGUGGGUUGCAUGCAGCUAUUCCGUUGUAUUCUGUUCUCACUCUCCCUCCCCUCUCUCGCUCGCACUCUUGCUGGAGGCACAUCAGUACCAUUCUGCUGAGAAGAAAAAGCCCACAACUACCUUAAGGGGUUAAGACAAUAUGCGCAACUCUGGACUUCUAUAGCGAUCACUAUUUAAAUCUGGCAAGAGCCCGACACCAGUCUUUGCAAGAAUGGAGUCCGUAAAACAAAGGGUUUUAACCCCAGGAAAAGAGGGGCUAAAGAAUUUUGCUGGAAAAUCUCUCGGCCAGAUCUACAGGGUGCUGGAGAAGAAGCAGGAGGCCGGGGAGACCAUCGAGCUGACGGAGGAUGGGAAGCCGCUGGAAGUGCCUGAGAAAAAGGCGCCGCUGUGCGACUGCACGUGCUUCGGCCUGCCACGGCGCUACAUCAUCGCCAUCAUGAGCGGCCUAGGCUUCUGCAUCUCGUUCGGCAUCCGCUGCAACCUGGGCGUGGCCAUCGUGGACAUGGUCAACAACAGCACCAUCCACCGCGGGGGCAAGGUCAUCAAGGAGAAAGCCAAAUUCAACUGGGAUCCGGAAACCGUGGGGAUGAUCCACGGUUCCUUCUUUUGGGGCUACAUCAUCACCCAGAUUCCUGGCGGCUACAUUGCGUCUCGGCUGGCGGCCAACAGAGUUUUUGGAGCUGCCAUACUUCUUACCUCUACCCUGAAUAUGCUAAUCCCAUCAGCAGCCAGAGUGCAUUAUGGGUGUGUCAUCUUUGUUAGGAUAUUGCAGGGGCUUGUUGAGGGUGUCACCUAUCCAGCAUGUCAUGGAAUAUGGAGCAAAUGGGCCCCUCCUCUAGAGAGGAGUAGAUUGGCUACCACCUCCUUUUGUGGUUCCUAUGCUGGAGCGGUGAUCGCAAUGCCUUUGGCUGGUAUUCUAGUUCAAUACACUGGCUGGUCUUCAGUAUUCUACGUCUACGGAAGUUUUGGGAUGGUCUGGUACAUGUUUUGGCUUUUGGUGUCUUAUGAAAGUCCUGCCAAGCAUCCUACCAUUACAGAUGAAGAACGUAGGUACAUAGAAGAAAGCAUUGGAGAGAGUGCAAAUCUUUUAGGUGCAAUGGAAAAAUUCAAGACUCCAUGGAGGAAAUUUUUUACAUCUAUGCCAGUCUAUGCAAUAAUUGUCGCAAACUUCUGCAGAAGCUGGACAUUUUAUUUAUUGCUUAUUAGUCAGCCAGCAUAUUUUGAAGAAGUCUUUGGAUUUGAAAUCAGCAAGGUUGGUAUGCUGUCUGCUGUGCCACACUUAGUAAUGACAAUUAUUGUGCCUAUUGGAGGGCAGAUUGCAGACUUUCUGAGAAGCAGGCAAAUUCUUUCAACUACUACAGUAAGAAAGAUCAUGAAUUGUGGUGGUUUUGGCAUGGAAGCGACCCUGCUUCUGGUGGUCGGCUAUUCUCACACUAGAGGGGUAGCUAUCUCAUUCUUGGUACUUGCCGUGGGAUUCAGCGGAUUCGCUAUAUCUGGUUUCAAUGUUAACCACCUGGACAUUGCUCCAAGAUAUGCCAGUAUCUUAAUGGGCAUUUCAAAUGGUGUUGGCACAUUGUCAGGAAUGGUUUGCCCUAUCAUUGUGGGUGCAAUGACAAAGAAUAAGUCGCGCGAGGAGUGGCAGUACGUGUUCCUGAUCGCCGCCCUGGUCCACUACGGCGGAGUUAUAUUUUACGCAAUAUUCGCCUCAGGAGAGAAGCAGCCCUGGGCAGACCCCGAGGAAACAAGCGAAGAAAAAUGUGGAUUCAUCCAUGAAGACGAAUUGGAUGAGGAAACGGGGGACAUUACUCAAAAUUACAUAAAUUAUGGCACCACCAAGUCGUACGGCGCCACGACACAGGCCAAUGGAGGCUGGCCCAAUGGCUGGGAAAAGAAAGAGGAAUUUGUACAAGAAGAAGGACAAGACACAUACACCUACAAGGACCGAGAUGAGUAUUCAUAACAAAGCUAACUUGCUGGAUUUAUUUUUAGUGUUUGUGAUUAACUUAAUUGUGAUUGCACACAAAUUUUACAAAUACGUGGUGUAAACAUGUAAACAUAUCAACCAGGCAAGUCUUGCUGUAAACAUGAAAUGAAAACAAACUCCUGAAGUUACCAUCCUGUGCAAUCUGUGGAAGUUGUGAAAGUCCAUCAUUUCCAUUCAGGUCAUCUUGCGUUUGCGACUUACAGGUUGACUGGUCAAAAGCGGUAGAAGCAAGCAGUUAUUCAUUGGAUUCAUAUGAGCUAGAACUCAUCACCAUUUAAUAAAGCACAACUAAGGCAGUUGGCACAUUUCAUCCUACAAAGGUUAGGAAGCCAAAGCUACUUGAGGGUGUAAAAUGCACUUAUAUAUUUGUUACACUGUAUUGCAAGAUCUCAUGCAGAAGUCCUGUUUAAAAAUAAUAAU